This is a messenger RNA of Cotesia glomerata, 4153 nucleotides long. It is a transcript of the gene zfh1, whose product is annotated as zinc finger protein 1. The transcript is spliced from 8 exons. Bases 1025 to 3193 code for a protein of 722 amino acids. NCBI's taxonomy places the organism in Eukaryota, Metazoa, Arthropoda, Insecta, Hymenoptera, Braconidae. Gene Ontology annotation, molecular function: DNA-binding transcription factor activity, RNA polymerase II-specific; RNA polymerase II cis-regulatory region sequence-specific DNA binding. The record is from RefSeq and is a predicted model, not a curated record. Gene Ontology annotation, biological process: regulation of transcription by RNA polymerase II; anatomical structure development.
UUGUUGUUAGCGGUGGUGGUGCUACUGCUAUUGCUAGUAUUGCUGCUCAUCUCGAUGCUGGUGGAUUGUUAUUCUGUUGUGAGAUAACACGAGAACAAGAGUUACGCUGGAAGAGUGUGUUAAAUGUGCGGUUGGAGAAAGACAUGGUAAAGUUUUAAGAUGGAAGUUGAUAUUGUUACUGUGCGGUGAAAAUUAAUUAGUAUCAACGGGCGACGACCGGGCAACUUUAACACUUUAUUUGUCAAAGUGUGUGUGUGUGUGUGUGUGUGUGUGUAACGUUUACAAUAUACAGCAAUAAGUGUAUAUGCUGGUGUGUUAGUUGUGUUGCUGUUUAAUUUAUUGAUACAAGAAGAUAAAAUAUAAAAGAGGAAUAAUUAAAAAUAAAAUUUAAAAAAUAAUAAUAAUAAAAUAAAAUAACUAAGCUGGUUGAACUGUUUAGACCCGCCCCGAGUUGAGAAGACCAUCGCAUCGUCUUGAAAGGUAUCGACUCUCUUUAGAUACACACACACUCGACGCACUCGCCAUUCUUAUAACGGCCCCACCUUCUGCCUUAUCGACGACGACCACGAGUAGAGCACUCAGAGUUAAGCUAGAGAGGAGAUACGUGUGUGUUUUAUUUUAAUUAAUGGUUAUUUUUCUGGCGACUCGACGACCACGAGACCAGGAACGUUUGAUGUUGUUUCCCCGCGUACGUUUGCCGACCGCCAGGCCAGUGGUCACAAUUUCCGUCGGCGCUACUACAUCAUCGUCAACAACGUCGUCUGAGUCGUCGCGAAACGUUUUUACGGUGAAGCUAAAUAAUAAAACAACGACACGACGCCACCUCCACGCGGCUGGAGGAAUCCAAGGUCAUCGUUAUCAACAACAACAACAACAACAUCUUCAUCGCCUAGUUCGCUGUCGUCGUCGGGCACGAGGACGCUGGUUCAAGCGAUUUCUCGCAUGAUGCCCUAGUAACAACAAAAAUAACAAACACGAGAGCAUCUUCGGGGACAAACGUCCGCGGUUAGGACGCCGAGUUAAUAUGAGCAUGACUCUCGUGCGAAACGCAUUCAAAGGGUGCAGCGGAGACGAAUCCAGUGUGGAACUAGCUGAAGUCAGCAACGGUGGGGCGAGUACUGAGGGCGGAGGUGGUGAGAGUAGAUCGGCUAAGCAAGAAGAGAGGUGCCCGCAGUGUGGUAUUCUCUGCCGGAACCUUCACGUUCUCCAACUCCACCUCGAGGACGCCCAUAAAACCGCAUUCGUCAUUGAUAAGCACGAUCUCAGUGUUCAAUUUUCUCAAGUUUCCUGCAAAGUUUGCAGCAAGACUUUUGCUAACGUUUACCGUCUACAAAGGCACAUGAUCAGCCACGAUGAGAGCGCAGUAUUGCGCAAAUUUAAAUGCCCACACUGUGAAAAGGCAUUUAAAUUUAAGCAUCAUCUAAAAGAACAUCUACGAAUUCAUAGUGGAGAAAAGCCAUUUCAAUGCAACAACUGCGGUAAACGUUUUUCGCACUCGGGUUCUUACUCGAGUCAUAUGACGUCAAAGAAGUGCCUGAUAGUAAACCUAAAAAAAUCACGACAAAGCACAAUAAGCAGUAUAGAACGGGCUACUAAAAAACCUCAAAUACAACAGGGAGGACAGUCAUUGCAGUCCCGUGGUGCUCGUGAAAUCGAUAUUCAUGCUGCUAAUAACAAUACUUUUUUACCAAUUCUUCCCAAGCUCUCGCCUUCAGACUACCAUGAGCUGCAGCGAGAAACUACGGGCAUUUAUGAUAUGCCAACUCUGCUACCUCCGAUAGUUAAUUUCAGCAGUUUAUUUCUUCAAUCGUCGCUUGGUAAAAUUCUCAAUCAAUUACAGACUAAAAGAUUAGACGAGGUUGCGUCUGAACAUUACGAAGCGCAUCGUGAGACUCUGAGCCCGUCGACCGCGGAUUCUGAAGAAACUGAAGGAGCUGAAGGAAAAUACUCACCGGUGCCAACUGAUCCUCAGGGCUUAGACGCAGUGCGUCGUAUUUUAGAGACGGUUAAUACUUCCGUGACAAAACAGUUGCUUGAAGCUAAUGUCAGAAAACUCACGACCUCACCGGAAACGAUAAAGCGUGAGUGUGAUGAAGACUAUCACGAUCAGGAUAGUGAAAUGUCGGGUGAAACAACUCACUAUCAAGACUGGCAAGCUGGUGACCAGUGUGACUCACAGAGCGAAGGUUUAGCAGCCAAGCUCGAGGAUGCAAGUCAAUCUAGUACGAAAGCUCGGCGUGGAUCCAAACGAAAAGCCGAAGAAGGUUUUGCACCUGAAAGUUCCAUAGAGGCUGACUCUGACGAUGAGGAUGAGUUGAAUAAAACCCAAGCGGAACCCGGAAGAAGAGUUAGAGCGCGAUCGCUUAUCGACGACGAACAACUGGCCGUCCUCAAGGGCUACUACGCCAUAAAUCCACGUCCCAAGAAAGAAGAAAUUGAUAUGAUUGCUAAUUAUAUUAAUUUUCCGAAACGUGUCGUCCAAGUUUGGUUCCAAAAUUCUCGUGCUAGAGAUCGUCGGGAAUUGAGAAUGCCUGCCCUCGUUCCUCUGGCAAAUAUUGAAAAUCACCAGCUGCCUCUAGAGCAGCCUUUAGAUCUAUCCAAGAAAGAAAGUCUCACAAUAACCCCCUCAGUUAAAGACAAUGAUAUUAUUAGCAAUAGAAAUAACGUUUCAUCACCACACGAACCAAAAGAUUAUAAUAAAAUCAUACAAAUGACUGUGCCUCAUUCGGAAGUUGAUGAUCUUGAUGAAUUACCCUUAGUUAUUGAUGAAGAAACCCCUGAUCCGGUUGAAAUUAAAAAAGAAGUAUCUUCCGCCGGUGACAAUGUAGUAAAGAAUCAAUCAAGGGCCUACGUAAAGUCUGAGCGUGAGAAUGAUAGGCCUGUGCCAGAUGCUCCUCCUUCGACAGAGACCGAACAAGAGGGCGUGUACGUGUGCGAUCAAUGCGAUAAGACCUUCUCCAAGCACAGCUCACUUGCUAGACACAAGUAUGAACAUUCCGGGCAAAGGCCGUAUAAAUGCGAGGAGUGUCCGCGGGCUUUCAAACAUAAGCAUCACUUGACGGAACACAAGCGUCUUCAUACCGGCGAAAAACCAUUUCAGUGCACCAAGUGCCUAAAGCGCUUCUCACACUCUGGAUCUUACAGUCAGCACAUGAAUCACCGGUCCUCUUACUGCAAACCGUACAGAGAAUAGAACGAGGGCUAUCAUCAUCAUCGUCAUCAUAAUCAUCCUCCUACAGCUUGUUCAAAGUUUAAAUUUUCACAGUACACAUUCAAACAAGUACGUACUACGAACUUUCUUUCACUCGUGACUUAACAUUUAGGUCUCUUGGCUGUAAUUACUACUCCUGGUCACACUCAACACACACUGAACUCUAACUAUACAUACACGUCAGAGGGUACAAUACGUUUAGAGAGGAACGGGUUUAUUACUUCCGACUUGGUCCAGGUGUAUACCUUCGGGACAUAAACAAGAAAUGGAAAAGCAGGAUAUUACGAAACAUCACACACAACGAUCACGGCAACUCACUUUAUACAUGCUAAUGCUAACCGGGUGAUUUUAUAAACUUCUCAUCACUCAAUAAUAUUAUUUAAACGGUCUUAAUAAUUAUUUAAAUUUAUAACGGAUAAGUUUUAAAUUAUAAAUGAUAAUACCAAGGCCUCAGGCAUCUUCUUUGCCCGCAUACUAGAUCAACAUUUAUUUAACGAAUAUUAAAUGGUUGAUGAUAUAAUAAACUUUAAUUAAUAAUAUAAAUCUUUGAUGAUGCAAAUAACCAAGAAAAAAAAAACUAAAGUAACGGUACCAAAAAAGCAUAAUGCAAUAAUCUAUUAUAUAUAAAUAUAUAUAAUAUAAUAUACAUAAUAAUAUUUUAUUAUUUUUAUUGAAAAUAAAUGAAAAAAAAAAAAAUAUUAUAUAUACCAAGACAAUAAUAAGGAACUAAUUAAUGUACAAAAUUGUUAGCUACGUUCACUGAUUAAGUGCGCGAUAUUAUUCGGUGAUGAUUAACGGGUGACAUUAAAUACUACAAUAAUAGUGACAAAGUUAAUAAUUGUCAAUCUCAAAUUAAAAUUUAAAAAGAAAAUAAUAAAUAGGUUUAAAUGCGCAAGCUUAUCGUUUUGAUAAAGACAAAGACGCUUGGCAUUGAGAGUAAUU